Messenger RNA from Thalassophryne amazonica, 1680 nucleotides. Its product is annotated as RNA polymerase II elongation factor ELL-like. Bases 1 to 1680 code for a protein of 559 amino acids. NCBI's taxonomy places the organism in Eukaryota, Metazoa, Chordata, Actinopteri, Batrachoidiformes, Batrachoididae. Gene Ontology annotation, biological process: snRNA transcription by RNA polymerase II; positive regulation of transcription elongation by RNA polymerase II; transcription elongation by RNA polymerase II. Gene Ontology annotation, cellular component: transcription elongation factor complex. The record is from RefSeq and is a predicted model, not a curated record. Gene Ontology annotation, molecular function: cis-regulatory region sequence-specific DNA binding. The transcript is spliced from 14 exons.
AUGGCAGUGUUGAGGCAGGAGCAUAGUUAUGGUCUCUCAGGUGCUCAAAUCAGCAAAAACAUCACCAACCAAAGUUUGUACAACAUUAAGCUGACUGACAGCGCGGUCCAGAUAUUGGAAACCUACCAGAACCUGAAGACUUCACUAUCAAACCAGCCAACGAUUUGCUUCAAGGAGAACCAGGGGUACAUGAAGAUUCCAGCGCCGACCCCGGAUGCCCCUGAUGCCACAGAAAUCAUCAGGUUCAACAUGUCCAGUGAUGGCGGGGAGAACCCACAGUCCAGUUUUGAAUGCAUUCACCAGUACGUCUCAGGGGAAGACAGGGACCACCUGGAGAGCAUGGGCCAUAUUCAGGGCAAGAUGAUGGCUUGUGCCACAGAACAGUCCUACCAGACUAUACGGGGAUCCUUGUCUCAGAUGGAGAAAGCCAACCGGAAACGCUCAGCAAUUGAGAUCAAGUGGAGACCAAGUAUGUUUGGAAAGGUCCAGAGGAAGCAGAAUCUAAUGCCAGGCUCACGCAGCAGCAGCAGCAGCAAGAGGAGCCAGGUUCUCACCCCUGUGGCACACCGGCCCUUGAGGGAACGGGUUGUUCAUCGGCUCGCUUUAAGGCCACACAAAAAAUCUGAUCUGGUGCUGUGGUUGGAGAGAGAGCGAGCUGAUUCAGAGGACACGGCUGAGCUGACCUUAGUGUUGGAGGAGGUCAGCAAUUGGAACCCAGCUGCUGACUGCUACUGUCUGAAGCCUGAGCUGUUUACACACAUCCAGAGAGACUGGCCUGGCUAUAAGAAUGAGGAAAAACAGCUCAUUGACAGGCUCCUGAGUAGGAAACGGCCAUCACACCCAGACCUGUCCCACAAUCUCAACUCAAAAAAACAGAAGACAUCUGUCCAACCUGUGCCUUCACAGAUGCCCUCUCACGGAGUUGGGACUUCUGGAAACCCCCACAUCUCAGCCCUGUCCUCUGCAUACCUACACAAAGGCCACACAGGAGAGAAAGCUACAGUCACUUUAACCUCAGCGACUCCACUCCCCGACUAUGUCAACAAAUACCGCACCAUCACAUCACCGGAGCAGCGGCAGAAAUGUGAGGAGGAGUUUGAUGCCAACUAUCACGAAUAUCAAGUUAUUCAUGACCGGAUCGCCGCUGCCACAGAGAUGUUUGUGCAGAUGAGCUCUCAACUGGACACGCUGCCUCCUGGGACGAAGCUUAUCAGAAUGAAGGCGGCACACCUGUCGGACAUUCUGACUGCCUUCAGACUUUUAAAUGGGACCCGAAACAAACCCACAUUGAAUUUCCAUCUCGAUUUUGAGCCCAAGCGGGUUUGGAAGCAGCGGGCCACACAGGAGAAAGCUACAGUCACUUUAACCUCAGCGACUCCACUCCCCGACUAUGUCAACAAAUACAGCACCAUCACAUCACCGGAGCAGCGGCAGAAAUGUGAGGAGGAGUUUGAUGCCAACUAUCACGAAUAUCAAGUUAUUCAUGACCGGAUCGCCGCUGCCACAGAGAUGUUUGUGCAGAUGAGCUCUCAACUGGACACGCUGCCUCCUGGGACGGAAGCUUAUCAGCGAAUGCAGGACGAUGUCGUGGAAAAGUACAGAAUCUAUCAGAAAUGGUUUCCUGGAUAUCGAGAAGACAAGAAAAAUGUGUGUAUCUUCACCAUAAACUGGCGCAUAUGA